AUGGUGAUUCGACUACUAUUUUUGCUGAUCAUUUUGAUAAAUUAUUCAUUUUGUGGUGUUGGUGUUGGUGAUAUUUCAAUUGUCGGCUGGGGAAAAGCCACCAACGAACAACUGCAAAAUGCGAGAAUUAUUGGAAUGAAAGGUUUGUGGGUAAAAAAAAAUAUAUUUGAAAAAAAAAGAGAGGAAGGAAAUGUUGCUAUAGUGAUUAUUUUUGAUAGAAUUACAGUAUGAGAAGAAUUCGAUCUCAAAAGUGUUUUCUGAAACUUUAGAAAAACAAUUUUCGUAUAAAAAUUUGAAUUUUUCGAGUUGCCGCGUUCAAUUUUCGCGGGAAAUUUGAAUUUCGAAAAAAAAAUGUUUUCUUUCAAGAAAUUUCGAAGUCCCGCCAAAACCACAAAAUUCUCAAUAGAGCGCAUUUUCUGAUUUGUUGUUUCGAGUUUCCGCGUUCAGUUUUGAGGAAAAAUUCGAAUUUUCAGUCUAAAAAAUUCUGGAUUACUGUACUUCCCUUUAAAAAUGUUUGAAAAAUCGGCCAGAAACGAAAAAAAAAUCAUUUUUCUUUAAAAUCCCCCCAAAAACUCGAAAUUCUCAAUAGAGCGUAUUUGCCAAUUUUUUUGAGUUAAAUUUUUGCGGGAAAUUCGAAUUUUUAGUGUCUUAGAGUCUGGAUUACUAUACCUCCCUUUAAAAAUGUUAGAAAAAAGAUUUUUUGAUACUUUUCAAGCUAAAAAGUUUCAUAUUCAAAAAUUAAUCAACCAAAAAAAAUCUUCUACAUGAAAAUUAAUAUUUCGAGGCCAGAAGCUUGAAAAAAAUAAGAUUUCUUCUGCACACUUUUCUUCUUGUGUCAAACAAAAAAUCAAUUAGGCAGAAGAAGACGAAGAGAAAGAAAUAUGUGUAGUUUUUUAACACAUGUGUGUAGAUAUAAAUAAUAAUCAUAUAUAUGGAGAUGGAUAUCUCUAAUCAUCUAAUCUCUAACCACAAACAUCUCAUUUUCAGCUCGACAAAAUGUGUUGCAAAUCGACAAAAAGACAUCGUCUCCAUUUUCGAUUGCACGUGAUAGGUCAGUUUGAUUUUUUUUUUUUUUUUUUGGAAAAUUGGGAUUGCUCAUACUAAAAAAAAUUAUUAUUUCGAAAGACCCUGGGAAGUAAAAAAGCAUUCAAUUUUCUUUGAGUAAUGCUCCAGAAAUUGAAAUUGCUCAUAUUCAAUACUCAUUUGCUUUAGGGAACCUGGAAAGCUAGAAGUUUAGUAUGAGCAAUGCUCAGGAAAAUCCAGAAGAUUUUCUUGAAACGUAGAACUUUCUGAGAAAGUUUCGCGGAAUUUUUCAGAUAUAGGUUUUUUUUUUAAUUGUUUGGGGAUAUAAAACCAAUGAACUAUCAAUUUUAGAAUUUGCAAUGAAAAUUUAUGUAUUUUUUGAAACGUACAAUUUUUGGUGUAUUUUUCAGACCUCGAUUUCCUGUGAUUUUUUAAAUUCAAAAAGCACUUGCCCUAGAAAACACAAAAAGUACAGUAAACUAAAAAUGACGUGGCCACAUGCACAUCUAACUAUUCUGAUAAAUUCGAAAUGUUUACUGUAGUCUUACAAUUAGUUUUCUAUUUUUAAUUGUAUUUUUUUCAAAAAAAGUGUGAUUUCGAUAAGAUAGAAAACUUGUGACGUAAUUGAUAAUUGAUUCCUUCCUUCCUUCUUUUCCUAACUACAAAUAAUUUCUUAUUUUCAGAAAGUUAAUUUAUUUGGAUGGACUACAACAAUGUAAUCAAAUCGAUGAUGAAAAAAUUGCGGAACUAAAUGAGAUGAUAAUUGAGAAAAUGGCCAGAAAUGAGGAUUCGAAAAAAUUGGAGAGAAUUGGAUUGACCACUUUUUUCGCCAAAUUUGUCACACUUCCCAAAUUGCAAAUUAAACAAGUUGUUGAUUUUGUGAGUUCGAAUUCCGAAAAUUUGAAUUUCCCGCGAAGAAUGUUGUGUUUUUUGGGGGAUAUUGAAAGAAAAAUGAUGUUUCAUCGGGUCUCGGAGCGAUUUUUCUAGCAUUUUUCAAGGGAGGUACAGUAAUCCAGAAUCUUCAUACUCUAGGAUACGUAAAAUUCGAAAUUUCCCGCAAAAAUUAAGCCCGGAUACUUGGAAAAUUCAAAUUUUUACACAAAAUUGGCAUGUGCGCUCUAUUGAGAAUGUUGUGUUAUUUUUUGAAGAAAAAAAAUUUUUCGGGUCCCGGGGCGAUUUUUCUAGAAUUUUAAAGGGAGGUACAGUAACCCAGAAAAUUUUACACUAAAAAUUCGAAAUUUCCCGCAAAAAUUACGCCCGGAAACUCACAAAUUCAAAAUUUUUCGUCACAAACUGGCAAAUGCGCUAUAUUGAAAAUUUUGUGUUUUUGUGGGAAUUUUGAAAAAAAAGUUUUUUCUUCGGAUCUUAGAGCGAUUUUUCAAACAUUUUAAAGGGAGAUACAGUAAUCCAGUAUGUUUUAGACUAAAAAUUCGAAUUUUUCUUAAAAUUGGACGCGGAAACUCGAAUUUUUAUAUUCUGAAUUUGAGUUUCAGAAGUCCUGUAGUAAAAUACCGUCAGGUUUUCAAGAUUCUAAUCUAAAACUGAACAAAAUUUCCGAAAUUUUAAUUUAUUUUUGGAGAAACCAAUUUUGGUAUUGGUCAAUGAACUUGGGAGGCCAAUCGAACCAUUUUUAUCAUCAAAAACUGGUUCUUCUCACAUGUACGGAAAUGUGAUUGAUACUAUUUUUAGUGACCAACAAAAAAAACAUUGAUUUUUCAAGGGAUCUUUCAGGCUUGCGCGAAACAUGAGCAACAAUUGGAAUGCGGAUUACAGUAUGAAGGACGGAAAGAAACUCUGAAACGAAUUGAAGAAUUGAAAAUGGAUGGAGCGAAUAAGUUGAUGUUUGAGAAGGAAUGUGUAGAUGAAUCAUUUGCUCCAAAUGUUUAUCCGUGUAUUGGAGAAUCUUCGAAAUGGAUUGAUAAUUGUGAAAAGGAGAUUGAUGAAUAUCAAAGGAUUCGGGAGAAAAUAAAUGAUAAAAUUGAACGAAUUUAUGAUGCUGCAGUUGAAACAGUCAAAUUCAUGUUGGUUUUUCCGCCCAAAACCUAAACCUAAAUAUCUCAAUUUUUUUCCAGCAAAGACGACACUUCAAAAAGUCACGUAUUCCAUGGAACAAUGAAAUAUAUCAACUAUUCAGAAGGUUCGAAAUGUUUGGCUUUUAAACAAAUGCGAUUAUGCUUGUUAAGUGAAGUUGUUAAAACUUGUGGACACGAAUCUGCAAAAGCAUUGAAUACAACACUUUCUGUGGGAUAUUUGAGGAACGAAAGAUCGGAAAGACUUCAGAUGGAUUUUGAAACAUUUGAUUAUCCAGGACAUCAAUUCUGCGAUGGAUUGUAA
Caenorhabditis angaria is the source of this 3357-nucleotide messenger RNA. NCBI's taxonomy places the organism in Eukaryota, Metazoa, Nematoda, Chromadorea, Rhabditida, Rhabditidae. The record is from the annotation of a GenBank genome assembly.